AUGGCGAAAGGUGGCGGUGAUGCGGAAUCUUAUCGAUUGGAGGGCAAUGAACAUUUUCGUUCCUCGCGCUAUCACAAUGCUAUUUCCAGUUAUACCAAAUCGUUGGAAUGCUCGAAAACAUCAGCAGUGCUUUCCAACAGAGCUCAGGCAUACCUCAACACCAAACAGUUAAUUAGUUUUAAUUCUAAAUGUAGGAAAUUUGACAUGAUGAACAACGAUUCAGUUUUCUAA
This is a messenger RNA of Gongylonema pulchrum, 231 nucleotides long. The record is from the annotation of a GenBank genome assembly. NCBI's taxonomy places the organism in Eukaryota, Metazoa, Nematoda, Chromadorea, Rhabditida, Gongylonematidae.